AUGAGGCACCAUGGACCGCCGCCUGUGAUAGAUGAGACCAGCACGUUUGUGGGACUUUUGAAGGAGUAUUCAGAGCAUCAAGUUGUUGAGAGGAAAAAGCCUGUGGAUCCAGCAGUAUCUAAACAACUCGAAGCUGCUGCUUCCUGGACACGUGAAGCCUACGUGAUUAAACGUCAUAUAUCAUCGCUUUUUGCUUUCUUGGCUAUGAUACGACGACCAUACCUGGAUAUUACGUCCAAAAAUAGACGUAAUACGGACAUGGAAGAAGAAAAGAUGGACUUUUCGGAUACUUUCUCACGUUGGCAGGGUGCAUCGUCUCUUACAGAGUCUGAGCGCGACGAAGUGGAUUUUCAGGUCAAGCUUUUGGUCAAGCAGUGCUUGUCUAGAGUUCAAGAGCUAGAACGAGGUGAAAUGUUACGUUCGCAGGCUGUAUCGCGUGCAUUUGAGAAAGCCGGACUGGGUGGCCUCGCGGGACUCAAUCUCUUCAAAAGCACAGUACUUUUACAGCGUCAAGCGGCGUCAAAUAUGCUCGGAUUACAUCAUAAAGCCAUAACACAAUACUUGUCUGAGCAGCUCGCACAAGCGUCUUCGAUCCAAGCGACUUUACAGCAGAGGCGUGUUGACAUGCAACGCCAACGCUUUGAAAAGCUGGCAGAUAGGGCAAAUCGACCUGCGACGUCGCAAGAAGGUGCAGUUUUGUCAGAAGAAGAUCUGCGUGGCAGUAUUGGUGCUAUGGGUGAAGAAGGUGUCGAUGUCGUGAGUCAACUAAGCUCAGAACAGCUCCAAGUGUUUGAAGAAGAAGCUUCGACUUUGGUUCAGUCGCUAGAAGCGGAUUUAUUCGCAGUUCAGCAUGCAGAACAACAGCUUCACGACAUAUCUUCGCUCCAAACCAAGAUUGUUCAACAUCUGGAGGAGCAGAAUGAGCAUGUCGACACUUUAUUGGACGAAGGAAGUACUCACGGCGAGCAAGUGACGCGCGGUAAUCAGCAGCUGCGUCGCGCUAAGGAGCGAAACCGACAAGCCAACCGAUACCUUUCCUUGUUUUUUGUGGCGAGCGGUCUGCUACUGCUUUUUAUGCAUUAUCUGGACUAG
Molecule: messenger RNA, 1092 nt
Organism: Malassezia restricta
Lineage: Eukaryota; Fungi; Basidiomycota; Malasseziomycetes; Malasseziales; Malasseziaceae
Product: syntaxin 18
Exons: 4
Coding region: 1-1092 (363 amino acids)
Biological process (GO): retrograde vesicle-mediated transport, Golgi to endoplasmic reticulum
Cellular component (GO): SNARE complex; endoplasmic reticulum
Source: RefSeq, a predicted model, not a curated record